Molecule: messenger RNA, 321 nt
Organism: Lathyrus sativus (Indian pea)
Lineage: Eukaryota; Viridiplantae; Streptophyta; Magnoliopsida; Fabales; Fabaceae
Source: the annotation of a GenBank genome assembly
AUGGGAGGGAUCACUAUUGUGUCUUAUAAGUUUAAUCUUAAUGGUGAAUACUCUGAGUUUUUACAAGCCAAGAGAGGAAUCAGGCAGAGGGACCCUAUCUCCCUUCUUCUCUUUGUUAUUCUUAUGAAGUAUAUGCAUAGAUCUUUGAUCAAGAUGCAUAAAAUCCCAAUUUUAACCAUCAUGGCAAAUGUGAAAGUUUUAACCUCAAAAACCUCACAUUUGCUGAUGAUGUGUUGUUAUUUUAUAGAGGAGAUUCUAAACUGGCCAUUACAUGCCCUUGGUGGACAAAAUUGUGGGGAAAAUUUAUCAUUGGUCUUCUAA